Miscanthus lutarioriparius is the source of this 774-nucleotide messenger RNA. The record is from the annotation of a GenBank genome assembly. Lineage: Eukaryota; Viridiplantae; Streptophyta; Magnoliopsida; Poales; Poaceae.
AUGGGGGAGGAGAUCAAGUGCCCAUUCUGUGGUGGUGGAUUCAUUGAAGAGAUGAUCGGGGAGGAAUUUGAGGGGUUGGUCAGUCAGCAGUCAGAGCGGGAUUUAUCACGAUUGGGAUCGUCGAACCACCCUUUUGAGCAGCCAGGAGCGGUGGCGGACAGUGAGGAUGAAGAUGAUGACGAUGAUGAUAUUGGCCGUGAAUUUGAGGGUUUCAUCAGGAGGCAUGGACGGGCAUCAGCUCUGCGUCGUGUGCUUGACAGCAUCCAGGACGACCUUAGAGCUGACAGGGAAAGGGACAACUCCGUUCUGAUCAAUGCCUUCAACCAAGCCCUCUCUUUGCAAGGCUCAGUGCUUGAUACUGAUGAGGCCCGAGAUGACCAAGGUGGAUCUAGCAAUGAUGAUGGCUUGCUGGAAGAAUAUGUCCUGGGGGCUGGGCUGAGCCUGCUGCUUCAACAUUUGGCUGAGAAUGAUCCAAACCGGUAUGGCACCCCUCCUGCAAAGAAAGAUGCAGUUGAAGCUCUGCCCACUGUCCAAAUAGCAGAGGUUGUCAGCUGUUCAGUCUGCCUUGAUGAUCUUGAGCUGGGGUCCCAGGCAAAGCAAAUGCCUUGUGAGCAUAAGUUCCACUCUCCUUGUAUCCUGCCAUGGCUUGAACUCCACAGCUCCUGCCCUGUGUGCCGGUUUGAGCUGCCAUCUGAAGAGACGAAAGAUUUGAAUGAGCCUAGCAAUGUGGACAGAACAGAGCACCCAAGAGGAAGUCAGGUCCGAUGGCCCUGA